CUUUAGAGCGCAUCAGGUAUCAUAGCACUCAAAUAUUUUUACUGUUGAGUCUGUUACCUGAUGUGGUGGAACGACUUGUUUAUUUUUAAGACCGAGACAGGGAUUACGGACUGGUAUCUCUUAGUACAAGUUGUCAGUCCGGCUGAUAGCGAGAAGUCGGACGAAGAUCAGAUCCAAGAUCCUUGUCUUCUAGGUUGGGGGAUGUAUGCAGGGCCAAGACACCCGACACGACUUUCUGCGUGCACACAAUCGGGCAGGAAUCGACCAUUGUAAAGUUAUUUUAUGCUUAACCGUGUAUAAGUUAUGUUUGAAUUCGUUUUAAAUCAGCUUCUUGCGAUGGAUUUCAUGCAAUUUUACGUGGAUGAACUUCUGGGCCAUUACAUAUACCAUGUAUACAUUAAUAUUCCUAUCGUCUUACACAUGAUUUGUGCGAGUUAAUCACAAGGCAUGUGACAUUCACGAUCAGAUAUACACGUACAUCAGUGGAGCGUCAAAGGAAUUUAGUUUUCUGGGUCAGACAGACUAUUUGAUGAUACCUAUUGACGUCAUUAUUAUUGGUUUUUUCAAGUAUUGACCUAAAUACGAUUGUGGUAACUAUUUGUCGAUGAGUAUAUCAAGUUUAAUACAUAGUCCAAUACUUUUUCGCGGUUAGCAGGUGGUCAGCUUGCAAUUAGAGAGCAAGUAGUAGCAGUUGUAGCAACCACUAGGUAAUUUGCGAUGGCGGAGAGCAGCUUGAGCACUGAGUUUGAGUGUGUCGUCUGUUCCGAUGAGCUGACACAGCCAAAAUUCAUUGGUCCCUGCAACCACACAUUCUGUAAGAACUGCAUCGAUAAGUAUUGGGUGUCUCUUGGGAGGCCGAGAACAAUUCCUUGUCCACAUUGUCGCCAAAAAUGUCGGAUCCCGCAAAAUGGAAUAGAUAAACUGAAUGAUAACUUCAUGUUAUCAAGCAUCAUGGAGACGUAUCGCGAGCAGCGACAGAGGACUGGGAAGCCGGUGCAAGUGAAAUGCAUCCUGUGUACGAAUGGGGCAUCAUCUUUAUGCAAAGAUUGCGAUUUCAAAUUGUGCCCUGGAUGCAAAGGACAGCAUGACCAUAACCCCGAUACGCGUGACCAUGAGUUGUUCGGCCUGUGUCCCGCCCAUGGCAACGGGCUGCUAUUCUUCUGUAAUCCUUGCAAACAGGCUGUUUGCAGUGGUUGUCGAGUAUCUUAUCACAACCAGGGCGACCACGAUGUGAAGCCAAUCCGUCCAGUUGUUGGCGACCUAGUGUGUAGAAUUCAGGCCUUUUCUUCUGAAUUAGAAAACGCAAUAAGGGCACUGAAUACAGAAGACAGAGGGAAGUUGAUGCAGUUGCUUGUACUUGUCAAACAGAAGUCACGUCUUGCAGAGGUUCAAGCGACUGCCAGUACCGAAAGAACUAUAGUUGACAAGAAGAAAGAAAUUCGGUGUCUCGGUGCGGAAAGUAAGGGUAUACAAGUGGAAAUCGACCUCUUAGCGAAUAAAAAAGAGGCGCUGGAUGAUAAGACAAAACGGCUUGUCGAAGAUGUUGAUCAACUCGAGAAAAAGAAAACGACACUCAUCGCACACGUAAGAGAGAGAUUCGAAGGGUCAGCUGAGAAGAUCAAUCAGCGUCUUCGAUUCAUUGACACCAGUGUGAAGGAGAUGAUGAUGAGGUCACAGCAGGGCCGGGCCAUGGGAUCAACCAAAAUCACCAUUGAUACCGAGAGCAUUGCCAGCCUGACCAGCAUCAGUCACGAACUGGAAGAACUUGUCAGAUCUUCUCGGGAAUGUGACACGCCGGCUCUGGUAGAGGAAAUUAAAAGACAUAUCGGUGGAUUAGUUCUUCACGUCGCUGGUACAGGGCAGGAUCUGGAGGGUGUGUGGGGUAGUCAACGUGUCAAAGGAAGUGAUGAAACAAAGCGAGAAUUCAAACAAAUGAAGAAGGUGAGCGACCUACACUUUCCAAGAGAUCAGCCUUUUGAAAUCGUGUCUAAAGUAAAACUAACACUUGGCAGCAAUCUGGCCACAUUACGUAGAUCUGAAAGUGCAUCCGGUGCCGAUGCAAUAUUUUUCCAUGACAGGGUAUCUUCUACAUUUACUCACAAAAUAACAGUGGGUGUCCACCCUGCUUAUGAUAUGACCGUCUCGUCCACUGGCGACUUGGUGGUGGUUAGAGGUGAACAAAAUCCGCCAAUCCGAGUAUUCAAUCCCAAAAGUGGAGCAUACCGUGAUGUUAACAUUAACAAAGAGGUGAUUGAUAAGCUGCAUUUUGUUGAGACGGAUGAGUCGGAAAACAUGUUCGUUUCAAGUGGACGUCACCUUUGUGUUCUGAACCACAAUGGAAUCAUCAUUCAGCAUGUUGAAUUAAAUGAAAUUACUUUCAACAUGGCCUUCUGUGCAAAGAGUAGAGUCCUCAAUAUUGCUGCUGAAGCCAGAAUCCUGAGGUUCCGAUGGAGGAAUUACCUCCUAGAGGAGAUUUCACCAUCUUCACACGGUGUGGAAGGUUUCCUUUGUUGUGAGGUGUGCAUUGGUAGUGGUGGCGAGGUACUGGUUGUUGGUGAGAAGGAGACGGAGGUCGUGAUCUAUCAGGUUACAGAAGGCACAAACGAGGAGGACUUUGUGUGGCGGCAGGUUACCUAUCAAGGCAGUGUGAGAGCGAUAAGUAUUUCGCCUCCGCACAUUUACAUUAAAGACAAUAACAUCUGGCUUGGACAUGAUGACAAAGUCGAGAAGUUCCAGUUGUUAUGUACCGGUGAACAAUAGACCAACCAUCAGUGUCACAGAGUACAACGGGGCUGGGUGCUUAAGGAACCAUCCCUUGGAUUGUGAUUGUAUGAAAAACUAUCAGUGCGAAUUUCUUGAAACUUGCAUUGAUGGCACAAUGGGCCAAGUCAUUAAUUAUGGUAAAGCAAUUGAUUGACCUUGACCAAUUAUUUCCUUUUGUCUCGCUUAUAACCCCCAAAAAUUGGAGAAAUAGUGGGAAUUUUACAGUGAACAUAUUUUUUUCUCCAUAGUGUGGAUUCUCUGCAGAAAGAUACAAUGUGUUUUAUGAGUUUAGGCCUUAGUAAAUUUUAGGUCAAUUUUCAUGGCUUACUCAUCGUAUAAUAUGCAAUCAUACAUUCCCUCUUCUGAAGUUCACACGCAAAAGCAAACACCAAAUUGUACAUGUAGAAUGGAGGAAUGUUUUAAGCACUCUGUACGAUAUGUACUGACAUGAGGUCUGCAGUCAGAAUGUCAGCAUGUCAAUUAACUGAUUAGCCAACAAAUGGAGCAAAUUGACGAGCUGCAAAGAAUACAUUAUCUGUGUAGUGGAAUAUGGGGCACCUUAUCAGGGGUUUUGGUUUUAUUUAGGACGGUCACUGAAUGACAUUUUUAUAAAGGACUGUUUGAUAAUGACGUGAAGACGUUGUCCUUGGUAUACGGAGGUGUCACUGUAUAAAGCGAUCAUGUGAUAUAGAAAAUGGGUAUUUGGGUUAAAAACCCUUUCGAUACACUAGAUAGGGCGUAGUGCUAUAGAGGUGUACUUCAAGGGCGGUUCCCCAAAUGUUCUUUCGUUGAAAAUAACAACUAGGUCAGUCGACCAAUGAAAUGUUGUGAGCACUAUUACUUGUUACACUUUAAGGAACACACCCAUACCCCGUUCAACUGUGAUGCACGGCCGGCCGUUUUGUUCAUUUCAAAGAAAAACAAAAAAAUAUGAUUUUAGGCAUAGCCUUACUUAAAUCAACUUGCACAUUCCCUGUUUGUUUCACUGAUCAGAACAACAAACUAUUUGGGCAAUUGCGCGCAGUCCCAGCAAUGAAAACAACAAACAAAAGCAAAUCCAUGGAGCUCAUCAAGACAUGAUUUUAGUCUUCCAGAAACAUGGAAAAGAAAAACCGGGAAUUCUUGUGCACGCAUGAAGUAUGUUAUCAUGGUAAUAUGAUACUUGUCCUAUUAUUAUUAUUAUAGUUAGUAGUUAUUCAAAGAAUGUGGUUCACCAUCAAAGAGAAAGCGUUGGCAAAAUCAUGGCAAAUGCUUAUGUCACACACUUUGUGUCGGGUUUCACAAAGGCAAGAAAAGUAGAUAUCCUGUUGAUGAUCGAUCACCACUCGUACUCACCACCACACACUCAAAACAAUAGCGCGCAGAUGACUCAAAGGGAGCUCGACAUCACAGCGUUCCUCUCAUAUCACUUGAAGGAAACGCUUUCCGUUAUUACCACAUGUAAGUGCAAUGAACUUCAAAUCUAGUGCCUCCUUCGUAUUUUAAGACUGAAUUAUAGGACUUUUCGUUAUGAUAAAACUGUAUACACGUCCCGAAGCCUCCCCCAUGAACUGUUGACAUUUUUUCGCAAUAAAUGAAACAUACAUUCGAGGACAAAACGUAUUUGCCAAAAAUUUGCGGUUUGUAUACACCACGUGUCCAAAAAUAAGAACUGCUAAACCGAUUGAUAGAUAGCACACAGAGAGCUCUGAUCAGCCAAAAUUGACAAGAAAGAGCUUCAACGAUACUUCAGCAAUACAGUCACAUUUUAUAACAAUCGGAUACCUGUCCUAUAAACUUGCCUCUGUUGGUCCUUCACAGUGUGUACCGUCAAUGGGCAAUCUCUAUUCAUCUUACAGACAAACGUAUUAUCAGGCUAAAGCGCCGACGCUUAACAAAAUAUAGAGAUCCAAGGCGCUGCUGACUUAUUCAAAGCAACCAUUUGAAUACGCUGAAGGCACCCUUGUUCAUUUCACAGUGUCACGCAUACAGACUCGCGAUCGGACGGUUUGUCUCGAGUUAAGGAUAAGGCUACUCAGGCAUUGUCAGGUCCAAAUCUGCUGUUUGACCAAUCUGAUGGA
Lineus longissimus is the source of this 4823-nucleotide messenger RNA. RefSeq lists its product as uncharacterized. NCBI's taxonomy places the organism in Eukaryota, Metazoa, Nemertea, Pilidiophora, Heteronemertea, Lineidae. The record is from RefSeq and is a predicted model, not a curated record. The transcript is spliced from 2 exons. The coding region runs from base 718 to 2760 and encodes 680 amino acids. Gene Ontology annotation, molecular function: zinc ion binding.